Cladophialophora immunda is the source of this 2057-nucleotide messenger RNA. RefSeq lists its product as uncharacterized. The record is from RefSeq and is a predicted model, not a curated record. Bases 56 to 1282 code for a protein of 408 amino acids. NCBI's taxonomy places the organism in Eukaryota, Fungi, Ascomycota, Eurotiomycetes, Chaetothyriales, Herpotrichiellaceae. The transcript has a single exon.
AAUUAACCCCCCCCCCCCCGAGAAUCAGCAAUACUAUUAGUGCUUGCAGCAAGCCAUGGCCGUUGAGACCCAGGACGCCAUCUUCUCCAUGACCCCCCCGCCCAGCGAGUUCGACGAAUUCGACAAAAGCGCCUUGCUGACUUGCUCACCUUCCCUCCCCGGCCUCUGCUACCCUUCACCGGCUCCUUCGAGUCGAGGGCAUAAUCCGUCCGUGUCAUCAGAGUCUAUAUACAUGCUUCCAGGCAUGUCAAUGUCCGACUCCCAAGCCCACGACCUCCAUCAGUUAUCUUUCGACGACACCGCCUCCGACUCUGCGUCUUUCUUUCCCCUCCCGCCCGUCACCGAUCCCGCCUUGACUGCCGACUUCAAUCCCACCACCUCUGCGUCCGCCUCUGCUCUCACGCCCAACAGCACCUACGCCAUGUAUGAACAGAAUCAGUGGUUUCCCUUCUCCAACUACCCGCAGCCCACCCCGCUGCUGGCCUAUGACCCGACCUCGUCGACACACUUUCCCACCUAUAGUAGCCACCCUCACCAUCCAUCUGCCCAUGUUAUUCCUCCGACACCUCAGGACAUUCAACCCGCACAUUUCGACUUCAACCAGGCUCCCACCUCGGGCAUCCCCUCGGCCCAUCACCUGGCCGCCUCGCCCGUCUUCUCACAAGUCUCUCACCCGAGCUCUCAGAGUCACCGCGGUAGCGUCUCGUCCAUGUCACGGUCAUGUAGUCCCAUUUCCUCGAUGAGUAGAGGUCAUUCCGACUCGCUUCGCCCAGCGCUCCGCUCCAACUCGACCUCAUCCAACACCUCUCUCCACGCCUAUGGCAUUCCAGUGACGGAACCAACGUCAAUGAUGGUGACAUCUCUGCACCCCUCGUCGCCUUCCGCGCAUAACGGUGGUGUCGGUCAGUCCUGGCGCUGUGCCUACCCAGGCUGUACCUCGCGGGCCACUUUCACUCGAGGCUGUGAUCUGCGGAAACACUACAACCGGCACAGCAAGCACCUCUUCUGCCGCGUUGAUGGCUGCCCGCAGAGCGAGGCUGCUGCCGCCGCGCGUGCCAAGUCCGCCGACCAGCCCCUCACUGGCGGGUUUUCCAGCAAGAAGGACCGCGCCCGCCACGAGGCCAAGCACAACCCGGGCAUCAAGUGCGAAUGGCGCGGGCCCGAAGGCGAGGAAUGUGGUCGGGUCUUUUCCCGCAUGGACAACAUGAAAGACCAUGUCCGACGGAUUCACAACAAAGGCCAGCAACAGCAGAACGGUGGACAGGCAUCCAGUCGCAAGUGACCGCACCGAUCCACCUGUAUGAGCUAAAAAAUGAGCCCCAGGGUCUAAGAGGAUCGUGGCCAUCAUGAUCGCAGUGCGAGGCUUCACCACCGAGUCCCCAUUCUGGGGUGACUCGGCACUCGAGGCCGCUGACGCCUGCAAAGAAAUCACCACUUGUCAUUCUCCACGGCCGAAAUUGGGAAGGGCAGGAAGAGGCUACCAAAAGGAAGCAAGGAGGAAAUGAAGACGGGAAGGAGAAGGCAACAGAAGCUUGCUUGCCGGCCAAGGGAUCAGGAAAUCCCCCCUCCUUUCUAAAUGAACUAUUUUUUUUGUUUUGACCCCCAAAGACCGUGUCCCUUUCGAGACCCUGACGAGAAGACUGUGUUUCUCUUCCCCUUUUCCUCGAAAAAGUCCUGACGAGUCUUCUUUUUUAAUGUCCUCGUUUUGGCGGAAAGAGUGCAGGAGCUGUGGCGGCGGGGAAAAAAAAGAGGAGGCGCACUCCCUCUUCUUAUGUUCUUAUACCUCUCUUCUUCUUCUUCUUCUGGGAAAUCGGGGUUCAGGAGCGUUUCCUGUUCUCCCUCUGAUGUGUGUCCAUAUAUUCUUCUUCCAACUGCGAAUGGAAACGCGUAUGAAAUGACGGGAUGGGAAGGAACGGGCACUUUAUGGGACGGAAGAUAUACUCGGGCUGGCUGGGCGGGUUCUGCUGUCACAGAUAAUAAUGCGUUAUUUGGGUUUAUGGUGUUCUAUGGUUCUACCGUGUCCUCGCUCUCUUGCCCGGCUGCAAAAUGUGUCUCCC